UUACGUCUGACCGUAAAAAAUAGAAACUUCCAAGAUGGCCGAAGCCGUGGACUCCAUGCAUUUCGCAGCAAACAGCAAAACAAAUUCCCCUAAACCCCUGAUAGCUAAACGACCGCCGGAGAGCCGCCCGCAGUCUUCCAGUGACAUUUACCCGCCGGCCCCUAAGAAGGUGCGGGUGGAGGAGAAGGGCCUGAAGCACAGGAAAGUGAACGGGGAGGUGUGCGCAGGGGAAAAACACAACGGGAAGCAGAGUUGUGGGAGCCCAGCGAAAUGGAGUUUCGGCCCGGCCAAGGCGAGCCACUCCACCGCCGCCGCGGUCCCGAACACUCCCGCGCGGAAAAUCUUCAAAAUCAGCAACUUCCUCGCCUCGCCCCACAAGGCCAAGAAGGCGAAAGAGAAACGGCCCAGGGAGAAGGAGAAGAGCAACGAAGCGCCGCGGAGCGCCGCCGCCGACGUGGGGAGAGUGAGCCCCGCUGGCGGCCAUACAAAGACCGAGAACGGAGACGUGAAGGCGCUCCGGAGAGAUCACCACGCGAAGGAGAAGGACGGGGAGAAGAAGAAGAAGGAGAAGAGCAGCGAGUGGAAAAAUCACAUGUUGACACCUGUAACGUUGCAUGACUUUGCGAGAGAAAACGGAGAAGUGAAAGAGACUAAUGAGAAGCCCAACGCUGGGUCUGAAGAUGACCUCCGGCUGAAGAAACUCAAGAAGAAGAAGAAAAAGAAGCACAAAGAUGGCGAGCGAGUGAAGGAGAGGCACAGCCGACCCAAAAUGUACCAUCGCUCAUGCCAGACAGUGUGUUCGGGGGUGUCUCUGGGUCCGCCCGAGUUCCUCGGCCGGAUUAAUGGGAACAACAGCGUUAACAGCAGCGGUCUGCUCCGCGCCUCCUCAGCACCACAACAACACCGUGAACCUCCGGCUGUUUCUGCCUCCAUCACCUCCAUGGUCAGGGAGAGACUCGGAUACAGCUCCCCGCUCCACUGCACCCCGUCCCCGGGCCUGUCGGGCCUGGAGUUCGGCCGCCUGAUCCACGUCGAGCAGCAGGCCAACGGCGGGGCGUCCGUGGCGCACGCCUACACCGAGCAGCUCUCCGCUCUGUCUCCGGCGGAGAUGCAGCGCUUCGCCCAGGAGUUCGUGGCCCUGUCGUUCAGCGAGGACGAGGCCCAGGCGGCGCGUUUUGUCAUGGGAAUCGUCCACGGAGCGGCGUCCUACCUGCCGGACUUCCUGGACUACUUCUCCUACAAGUUCCCCAAUGCGCCGGUGAAGAUGGAGGUUCUCGGGAAGAAGGACAUAGAGACGACAACCAUGGUCAACUUCCACUCUCAGGUGAAGCGGACGUAUUCCCAGGGGACGUACCGUGCCGGCGCCAUGAGGCAGGUGAGCCUGGUGGGUGCGGUGGAUGAGGAGGUUGGAGACUACUUCCCCGAGUUCAUCACCAUGUUGGAGGAAUCGCCCUUUCUGGAGCGGACUCUGCCCUGGGGAACGUUCUCCAGUCUGCGGCUGCAGAGCCCCACCGAGAGCGACGACGGCCCCAUAAUGUGGGUCCGGCCGGGAGAGCAGAUGAUCCCCAUGGCCGACAUGCCAAAAUCACCCUUCAAAAGGAAAAGGUCCACCAAUGAGAUAAAGAACCUGCAGUAUCUACCCAGAGCCAGUGAGCCCAGGGAGAUGCUGUUUGAGGACCGGACGAGAGCCCAUGCUGACCACAUUGGUCAGGGGUUCGAGAGGCAAACUACCGCUGCCGUGGGUGUGCUGAAGGCUGUCCGCUGCGGAGAGGACAGUGACGCUCCCGGGCGGAUCACCAAAGACGUGGUGUGUUUCCACGCUGGAGAUUUCCCAGAAGUGGUCAUGAGGCUGCAGCUGGACCUCCACGAACCGCCGCUGUCUCAGUGCGUGCAGUGGAUCGAUGACGCCAAGCUGAACCAGCUGAGGAGGGAGGGGAUCCGAUACGCCCGAAUCCAACUCUACCACGACGAUAUCUACUUCAUUCCCAGAGGAGUCGUCCACCAGUUCAAAACGGUCGCCGCUGUUUGCAGUCUGGCCUGGCACAUCAGACUCAAACAGUAUCACCAACAUGAAGAGAAGGAGGAGGAAGACAAGUGUGCACUCAGAGAAGAAACCUUUCAUAUCAAAGAGGAGGAGGAGGAGGAGGAGGAGGAAGAGGAAGAUGAAGACAGCGAUGAGGAGGUUGAGAGGAGGUACUGUGAGCCUGUUGUGCAGCCGCUGAUGAAGCUGCAGCACGUGGACAAUGAGCGGGAGGAAGAGGCGCCCUCACAAACUCCAACGUGGGUUUUCAAGGAGGAAGAGCAGGAGAACAGAGCCGAGGUGAAAGGGUUGUUAACGACGCAGUUUCUCUCAUUUGUCAAGAAGGAGAGAGAGGAAGGUGCACUCACUCACACUCUAGCGCAGCCUAAAACUGAGGCCAACGAGGAAGGUAAUGGAGGGAGAGAUGGAGGUGCAAACCCACGCGAGACACUGCUGAAGGGCCACGGCGAGGGAGCAGUGGACAAUUCAUCCUUGAGGUCACUGCAGCAAAUGAGGAAGGAGAAUGAAGUAGAGGAGGUGAGGCAGCAAAAGACAACUGUACCAGGUCAAGGUGUAAAGGAGAAAACUAAAGAUAGUUCAAUGAGCACUUACAGCUCUCCUCAACUCUCAGAGGACUCCACAUAA
Molecule: messenger RNA, 2665 nt
Organism: Gasterosteus aculeatus aculeatus (three-spined stickleback)
Lineage: Eukaryota; Metazoa; Chordata; Actinopteri; Perciformes; Gasterosteidae
Product: lysine-specific demethylase RSBN1L
Cellular component (GO): nucleus
Source: RefSeq, a predicted model, not a curated record